This is a messenger RNA of Prorocentrum cordatum, 1293 nucleotides long. Lineage: Eukaryota; Dinophyceae; Prorocentrales; Prorocentraceae. The record is from the annotation of a GenBank genome assembly.
AUGGUGCGUGUGUGCCAGGAGUUGUGGCCCGAGGGCGCGUGGGAUUUCAACCCCCGCACCUGGGUGCUGCCGGACCAGGCGGAGCAGCUCCGCGAGACGCUGGCGAAGUCCAAGAGGACGUACAUCGUCAAGCCGCAGGACGGGUCGCAGGGCGACGGCAUCUUCCUCGUGCAGGGCGUGCGGGACCUCGACGUCAAGCUGUCCGCCUCGCCCAGCGGCGGCGCCGUGGUUCAGCGGUACCUCGAGCGGCCCCUUCUGCUGGGAGGCACCAAGUUCGAUCUGCGGAUGUACGUGGCGGUAAUCGGGGGCUCCCGCCAGGCCCCGCCGGCCGUGCACCUCUGCCGGGAGGGCCUCGCGCGCUUCUGCACCGAGCGGUACGAGGAGCCCGCGCCUGGUAACAUGCACCGGUGCAUGGCCCACCUGACGAACUACUCGCUGAACAAGCGGAGCGAGAAGUUCGAGCACUGCGGCGGUGCUGUCGAAGACGCCUACGACUCGUCUAGCACCGCGUCGAAGCGACCGCUGACGGUGGCUCUGAGGCAGAUCGAGGCCGAGCACCCCGAAUUUGACACGCUUGCCUUCUACGACAGCGUGGCGACGCUCACGCGCACAGUCGUUUCCGCGAUGGCGCCCGCGAUGCUCGCCUCCUACCGGGGCUGCGGGGCCGACGACGCGGAGAGGAUGCGAUGCUGCCAGCUGCUGGGCUUCGACGUCAUGCUGGACCGAAACUUCCGGCCCCUGCUGCUGGAGAUCAACAACAGCCCCUCACUCUGCAUCGACGAGGCGCUGCCGCUUGUCCCUGGCGACCCGCGCCUGGAAGAGCGCGGCGGCAUUCCCGGCCGGCCCCGCGAGAGGGGCCCGGGCAGGGUCUGCGUGUGCAUGGACAUGGCGCAGCCGCACACGCACCAGACCUCCGCGGUGGACCUGGCCGUGAAGGCCGUGGCGGUGGGAGGCCUGUUCCGGCUGCUGGAGCAGCUGAACUGCGGCGAAGGCUCGCCCGAGGCGUUCCACAGCUCGUCGCUGCGGCGGCUGCUUGCGCCCGCCUGCGGCCACCAGGGCCUCGAGAAGCACGACCUGGACACGCUCAGCCAGCGGUUCCGCUCCACGCGCUUCUCGGGCCGCGAGCUCCACGGCCGGCCCGAGGGCCUCCGCAACGCCCGAUCUUCGACUUCGUGGAGCUGCUGCAGCGGGCGGGCUCGCGCGCGUUCCCGCAGGCGCCGUCGUAGAGCGGCCAGUGGCUCUCCCAGCUGUUGUAGAGGACCUGCGCGUGGGGCGCGGGAGGGGGGUGGCUAG